Malania oleifera is the source of this 1791-nucleotide messenger RNA. RefSeq lists its product as uncharacterized. The coding region runs from base 476 to 1597 and encodes 373 amino acids. NCBI's taxonomy places the organism in Eukaryota, Viridiplantae, Streptophyta, Magnoliopsida, Santalales, Ximeniaceae. Gene Ontology annotation, molecular function: hydrolase activity. The transcript has 7 exons. The record is from RefSeq and is a predicted model, not a curated record.
GAUGUUUGGAAAACUCCAAAACACGAUUCUGUUUUUCCGGGUUUUUAGAAACAUGACCGCGACAUAUUUCUCCACAAAAAUUGAUUCAUACGUAAAGUGUUUGUGGGACAAGAUGGGAGUUGAUUUCAGAACUUAGGCACCCCUUUGAGAAAAUCAAAAGCGCAAGCGGUUCUUCAGUACAAAUGUAAAAAUGGGUUCAUUUUGUGCUCAUUCCGAAUUUAAUUUCGACAAAAACAUCGGAUCAAGUAGGUGGAACGAGACGCCGACGACCCGAAAGUUUCUACUUCAAUUCCAAUUUUUAUUCUCUUACGCUUCCCGUUCGUACCGUUGCUCAGCUUACUCGUCUUCCCAACGUCAAUUUCACCAUCAUCUUGAAAGGGAUCCGGCCGGAAGGGGUAUUUUUAGUUGAAUUGUUUAGAUAUCCAAUUUGAUUAUUGUAUCUUAGAAACUUUUCGUCAGCUUCCUUGGUAUACAUAUGGUAGUGGGAUUAAUUCCUUCCUGCCUUAGCUUGUCUCAACAAUAUGGUCAUGCAAACCAUCUUUCCAAACAAAUCUCUCAUCUGAAAGACAGAAGAUGCAUGAAAAGGGGUUGCAGUAGAAGACCUCAACUAUUACCUUCUGCCUGUGAAGAUUCAGUUGGCACACGUGUUUUUGUACUCUCCGACUUGCAUACAGACUAUGCAGAGAACAUGACAUGGGUGAAAUGCUUAUCAACUGUAAGACAUAAGAAAGAUAUUCUCCUUGUUGCUGGUGAUGUGGCUGAGACAUACAAGGACUUCGUUUUGACUAUGUCCCUUUUGAAGGACAGAUUUGAAUAUGUCUUUUAUGUACCUGGAAAUCAUGAUCUUUGGUGCCGUCGAGAGGGAAAAGAUUAUGUUGAUUCUCUUGAAAAGUUGGAUAAAUUGCUUGAUGCAUGUAGAGGGCUUGGGGUAGAAACCAAACCUAUGAUUAUUGAUGAUUUGGGAAUCAUUCCUUUGUUUUCUUGGUAUCAUGAGAGCUUUGACAGAGAGAGGGACAUAACUGGUAUUCACAUUCCUUCUUUGGAGAUGGCUUGUAAAGAUUUUCAUGCAUGCAAAUGGCCUGGGGAACUUUCAAAUAGGGAUACUUCCCUAGCUUUGUACUUUGACAAGAUGAAUGAAAAGCAUCAAGAUUCUGUUAAAGAUAUGCAGAGGAUAUGUACCCAAAUGAUUACUCUCUCUCACUUUGUUCCUAGGCAAGAGCUAUGUCCGGAGAAGAGGAUGCUAUUCUAUCCUAAUCUCCCAAAGAUCAUUGGUUCUGAUUAUCUUGAAGCUCGCAUAAGGUCUAUACAUGGUGUUGAUGGAAGUGUGUCUGUGUGUCAUGUGUUUGGACAUACUCAUUUCUGUUGGGAUGCUGUUCUUGAUGGUAUCAGGUAUGUACAGGCACCAUUGGCUUACCCAAGAGAGAGGAAGAGAAGAAUGAAUGGAGGAGAAGCAUGGCUACCAUUUUGCAUCUAUUCUGACGGGCAAUUUGCUGACAGGCUUUCACCUUGUUACUGGUCUGACUAUUAUGCUGCCAACCCGAGGUCACCACAUAUCAUUCAACUGGCCCCUUGGGUUGCAAGAUUUUACAAGCAAUGAUGAGGUGAAUGCUAUUUAUUCCUUCAGUUCAUUUUUAUAUUCUAUAAAUCAGAGGAGUGUAUAUUUAUUUUAAUUAUUUAUCUGGAAAAACAUUACAAGACGAAAAAUACGUUCCACUCAAUUGGAGAGUGCAGCUGUUGAAAUAUUUGUGCACCAGAGCAAAGAAAAUAAAAAAACUAUUUGCGUUUUCCAAA